GCUCUCACUUGGGCAAACACAGAGGUGUGCAGCACGGAAAAGGGGCAGGAAGGACAUACACCUGACGAGUGACAGACUGCCGUGGGAGGAGUGGUAGGACGUUGUGGUGGGUGGGUGGGGGUCUCUCCAUGCUGCACUAACCUGGAAACGAAUUUCUUGGGCGAUCAGAAUUACAGCAUUUGUUGGGAGAGGGCACAGCCCCUCGGCCUGUUGCCAGCGUCUUAGCCGGGGUCAGUCUUUUGCCCAGGAGCUCAAGAGGCAAGAAGUCAUCCUGCGGGAGGAGGACGUGAGAGAAGCAGCGGUUGCUGUUGGAGGAGAUUGGAAGUCCUGAGGCAGAGCAGCCAUGAUGGUUGUUUGAUUCAGGACGUGACUCUUAUCCAGCUAAAAACUGUUCUUUGGUGGGAAGGAUAGAAGUUCCUGAGGACCCCUGCUGUGUAGGCUGGCUGGCAUCGGUGGCAAUGAGUUUGUUUCUUUAUAGGUUCCUAUAGAAAUCUGUAGAUAGUUGUUCACUUUGAAUUAAGCAAGAGGACGAAAACUAUUCAUUUGGAUCCAAGGUCUGCCUGUAUAUUGGCUGUAGGGACUUAUCAUUCCUGAAAGUAAGGAAGGGGAAGAAAAUUGCACUAGGUCCAUCUCCAGUGGUGGCUAUAGUGGCCUUGGAGUGGCAGAUCAUCACCUUCAACAGGUCUGAACUCAGGAACCAUCAUCUUCACUCAGGCUGAUUGCCUCUGUCUUCUCUCUGUAUCAUUGACAGAGGCUGUGUGUUUGGAAAGGGGACUGUGUGACUGAUGAGCUGAUGACUAACUCUUGCUACAAAGUUUAUGUCUGACCCAGUGAAAGAGUGUUAAGACAUUGACCUGGGACACAUUGAGAACCAAGGCCAAGAUUGUAUAGGGCUACCUAUAUAACUGGUCUUCAACCAUGACUGGGGCUAAGAAUGAGAGUAAAAACAAAGCCAAAACUCAAAAAAGGGCUGGUAUACAAGCUGAAGCAAAGAGGGAGUCUACUGCCAUAGUCAGACCUAUAGCCAAGACCCAGGACAAAGCAAUAGCCAAGGCAGGGUCUCAAGCUGAUGCAGCGGCAGUGACGAAGGCAAGGUCUAAGAACAGGAUUGUUACUGAGAUAAAGGAAAGAGCCCUGGCAGAUUUCAGUCCCAAAGCUGAAGAUGAGGCCACUAGAGUAUCUGGGAUGUCUUCUGUGUCUGAGGCUAAUGCUGAGUCCAGGUCCAUAUGUAAAGAUAAGGCUGGUAUUGAUACCUGGUUUUGGGCUGGGGAAGAGGCCAAUGUCGGUUCCUGGUUUUGGAAUGGAGAAGAGGCUAGUAAUCGUUCCAGUGCUAAGGAUGAAGGUAAAGCUGGUAUUGGUCCCCCAUCCUGUGCUGAAAAGUUAGAGCCUGUGGCUGGGGCCAGCUGCAGAGCUAGGCCAGGGACUGAGGAGGAGGAGGAGGAAAAUGUUAUUGGGAACUGGUUUUGGGAUGGAGAUGAAGCUAGUUUUGAUCCUAAUCCUAGACCUGUGAGUAGGAUAGUUAGGCCCCAGCCUGUGGAUGAAAUUAAUGAAAAAAAUAGGCCCAAGGACUGGUCUGAGGUAACUAUCUGGCCCAAAGCCCCUGCUGUAACUCCAGCAGUGUUAGGAUUUAGAUCCCAAGUCCCAUUUGAGACAAAGCCUCCUUCAUAUAUUGUCCUGGCCUCAGCUGAGGAAAAUACCCAUUCUUUGCCUGUGGCAACAACAUGCCCUUCUAGGAGCACUACUUCAUGCUCACAGCCUGUCCCUGAGUACCCAUUUGGUUCUGACCCUUGCAUCCAGACUAUAGAGGAGAUUAGACGCCAAAUCAGGAUCAGGGAAGUGAAUGGGAUUAAGCCAUUUGCUUGCCCUUGCAAAGUGGAAUGCUACAUGGAUUCUGAGGAAUUUGAAAAACUUGUUACCUUACUUAAGUCAACUACUGAUCCUCUCAUUCAUAAAAUAGCUCAAAUUGCAAUGGGGAUCACUAAUGUUCAUCCCUUUGCCCAAGAGUUUAUUAAUGAGGUGGGUGUAGUGACGCUUAUUGAAAGCUUGCUCAGUUUUCCUUCCUCUGAAAUCAGAAAAAAGGCCGUAAUUACUCUGAAUCCUCCUUCUGGGGAUGAGAGACAACGCAAGAUUGAAUUACAUGUUAAGCAUAUGUGUAAGGAAACCAUGUCUUUCCCCUUGAACUCACCCGGACAGCAAUCUGGAUUGAAGAUACUAGGGCAACUGACUGCUGAUUCUAACCAUCACCACAUUGUUGCCAGUUACUUUUCAGAGCUUUUCCACUUGCUAUCCCUGGGAAAUCGUAAAACCAGAAAUCUUGUUUUAAAAGUACUUUUGAAUAUGUCUGAAAAUCCAGCUGCAGCCAGAGACAUGAUCAAUACAAAGGCCUUAGCAGCAUUAAAACUCAUCUUUAACCAGAAAGAGGCAAAAGCCAAUCUCGUUAGUGCUGUGGCCAUAUUUAUUAACAUAAAGGAGCAUAUCAGAAAGGGUUCAGUUGUAGUUGUUGAUCACUUGAGUUACAAUACACUGAUGGCCAUUUUCCGUGAAGUUAAAGUAAUUAUUGAAACAAUGUAAAAUGAGCCAGAAAUAAAAGUGAACACUUUGAACAAUCUAAUAGGCUGUGUAUUCCUAAAGAGCCUUGCAUAAUAUUUUGAUUAUUACAGUGUACACAUUAUAAAUCACAUCUGUAAUGUGACAUUACCUGCGACAGUCUCUAGGUUUGAGCUAGACCAUUUUUGAGAUAUCAAAUGAAUAUUGCACUGUAAGCUGAAAACAUCUGUUGAUUUUUAUCUUGUGUAGAUGGGCAACUUUUUAACAUUUUACUUAAGAUAGUGAACCAGUUCAUCUUAAGUAGGCUAAACUUAUUCGUUAGUAUUUGCUUAGAUCUAUUUGUGGCUUCAAAUGGCAAAAAAAAAGAAGAUAUCAUUGAAUUUGUUAUCUAGUUGCAGAAAUAAAGCAUAUGCCCACAAAAAGAUAACCAACAGCACUCACAUAUAUCCAUACAUACACACAUUCAUUGCUGAAUGUGCACUCAACAUGUAAAGGCAGGAGUUGCUAUAGGCUGUUUAAUGUAAGAGGAAUUACUGUUUUUCCCUUAUUCUGCCUUCAUCAGAUAAUUCAUGGUAGGAAUUAUAACCACUGGUGUAAAAUGAAGAGAAUGUCUGUGUGUGUGAAAAUAUUAGGUUAUAUGCUUUGAGAUUUCUCAAUAGCUAAGAAACUAAAACAAGAUCAUACUGUAAAUACUGUUUGUAACUUGCUUUUUUCCCCACUGUGUAUUGUGAGCAUCUUUCCAUAUCAAUAAAUGUGCUUCUAUAACAUA
This is a messenger RNA of Leptonychotes weddellii (Weddell seal), 3316 nucleotides long. Lineage: Eukaryota; Metazoa; Chordata; Mammalia; Carnivora; Phocidae. The record is from RefSeq and is a predicted model, not a curated record.